AUGUUAGGAUGUAUUAUUUGUAAACAAUUUUUAAGUUAUAUCAAUACAUUUUAUCAAAUAGGAAUGGAUAAAAAUAGUAUUAAAGAUUCUAUUCAAGCAGAUUAUUGUGAUGAUUUAGGUUUAUUUACAAAUAUUUGUACAAAAACAUUAAAUGUAUAUUAUAAUGAUUUAUGGAAUGAUUCAAUUAAUGUAACAGUUAAAUCAAAUAUAGAAAAAUGUCAAAAUAUAGGAUUAUGUCCCACCACCACACAAUUAGAUGCAUGUUUCUCCAAUACUGAAUUAAAAUAUUCGAAUGGUAAAAAUAUGUUUAUUAAGAAAAAAAAAUAUCGUGAAGAAUUAUAA
Strongyloides ratti is the source of this 342-nucleotide messenger RNA. RefSeq names its product Saposin B domain and Saposin-like domain-containing protein. The record is from RefSeq and is a predicted model, not a curated record. The transcript has 3 exons. The coding region runs from base 1 to 342 and encodes 113 amino acids. NCBI's taxonomy places the organism in Eukaryota, Metazoa, Nematoda, Chromadorea, Rhabditida, Strongyloididae.